Aspergillus caelatus is the source of this 858-nucleotide messenger RNA. RefSeq names its product MBL fold metallo-hydrolase. Bases 1 to 858 code for a protein of 285 amino acids. The transcript has a single exon. Lineage: Eukaryota; Fungi; Ascomycota; Eurotiomycetes; Eurotiales; Aspergillaceae. The record is from RefSeq and is a predicted model, not a curated record.
AUGCAGAGCACUUUACAAGUGGACGUAUACGUUGCGCCUGCGAUACCGGCCAACACGGGGUCUCAAGACCCAUCUAAAACCUGGUGGUCACCAAUAUCCUGCACUCUAAUCCAGGGAACGAAAUCGGCAGUUCUGGUCGAUAGUCCAAUGACGGUGAAUCAAGCAGGGGAGCUGGCAAGCUGGAUAAAGAAAACAGCCCCGGGCAAGAAGCUGAAAUACAUCUACACCACCCACGCACACGGUGACCAUUUCUUCGGCAACCCUAUCAUCCUCAAACACUUUCCUGGCGCAACUUGUAUUGCUACGAAAUCCGUGGCUAGUGAAAUGAAGCAGACAUUGGAUACAGCGAUUCCUAGAUGGCAAGGAUGGUUUCCGGAUGGCCAGAUCCCAACAGACGGGCAUGUCGUACCAGAUAUGCUACCGCAGACUGGCGAAUUCGACCUUGACGGCCACCGUCUUUGUGGUAUAGACGUUACUCAUUCCGAUACCCACGCGUCCUCCUUCUUGCACGUACCAGAUCUGCGCCUUGUCGUGGCGGGAGAUAUUGUCUACGGCGAAUGUCACCAGUUUUUGGCGGAGGCUACCACGGCAGCGAAGAGGAGGGAGUGGCUCAAUGCUCUUGACCAAAUUUCUAGCUUAAAGCCGAGCUUUGUGAUACCGGGCCAUAAACGAGCUUCCCAGGUGGAUGGCCCGUAUUUGCUUAAUUUGACAAGGGAAUAUAUCUUGGCGUUUGAGGGGGAAUUGGAACGCCUUGGGGACGCAAGAAAAGUGGAAGAGGCUAUGAAAAAUAGGUACCCACAACGUUGGAAUAACUUUCUUCUGGAUAGGAGCUGUCACAAAUCUGUUUCUGCUCUGUGA